AAGUCUUCCUUUCUUCACCAUCUCCACUUUCUCGCACAGUCCUCCUCCUCUUCCUUCUUUCCCAUUAAUCUAUACUCCAAACCGUUGCCGACCCACUACUGUACAGGAAAGAGCUCAGAAGCUCGCAAGCUCCUUGUCGUUCAUGGCGGAUCUAACCUCCCCCUCCAAGGCCCACUCCCCAACAAAGCCCACAAUGACCUCCAUCACCACCACCACCACCACCACCACCACCACCGGUGGCUUCCUCCUCAAGUCGCUCCUCUGCGCCCUCUUCCUCUUUGCCCUCCCUCUCUUCCCUUCCGAGGCUCCCGCAUUCCUCUCCCACACUCCCUUCACCAACCUCUGGGAGCUCCUCCACCUCCUUUUCAUCGGCAUUGCCGUCUCCUACGGCCUCUUCAGCCGCCGGAAUGCCGACGACCCCAUCCAAGCUUCCGGCUUUCCCGACCCCAACUCCUCCAGAAUGGAGAACCUCCUGUCGAUUUUCGAUGUCGGGUGUCAUGAGAAGGGACAACUUCAGCUUCAGCUUCAACGUUGGGAUUCCGGGCAGGCUCAAGGUGAGACCUUUGCGUUCAACGAGAAACCGAAGACGAAUUCUUUUAAUUCCGGAAAUUCUGUUGAGAUCCCGAGCGGGUAUGCGGAGAAUACCGAGAUUCAGAGCUGGAACUCUCAGUACUUCCAGUGCCAGCCAAUGAUUGUGGUAGCUCACCCGAACUAUAGUCCCAAAGAUGACGUCGAUAAUAAGCCUCUAGGGUUACCUGUUAGGAGUCUAAGAUCGAGUACUGCAGGGCCUGCUAGGACUAGACCUAGGACUAGAAGCGGCUCGUGUUCUAGUUCGGGCUCUGGAGAUUCUUCCAUUGGAUCGGAUGGUUGUAAAAAUGGAAACUUUGGUGAAGUGGGUCCUUUGAAUCUGGAGGAGAAGUUCGAUGAGACGGUUUCACUGCCUUCCCCCAUUCCCUGGGGUUCGAGAUCGGGAAGGAUGGAUACUAGAAGGGCCUCGAGGCCUACUGCCCUUAAACUGCCUCUGCAUUCUCGUCAUCUCUCCGUUGAAGAGUCCCAAUUUAGGAAUCCCAAGUCAAGGUUCCUCAGGUCUAAUACAUCUUUUGCAUCCCAUACAAGUUCUGUAUCCUCUUCUUCACCCAAUGAGCAAUCUCCGGUACGUUCUGCAACUCCCGACUUCCUUGAAGUCAAAAUGGAGGAGGUUCGGGAGAAGAACAGGGAUCUACGGCCUUCUGUCACGGCUUCCCCAACUGAUGGUGUUGGCUCGCUCUUUGAUUCGAACUCUUAUGAAUGCGCAAACAGGGUUCCCCUUGAAAAGGGAGUGAAGGUAAAUGUGUGGGAUUGGAAAGACUUUGCCAAAGAUGAAAUACUUGAUUCAUCACAUGCCCAUGAGUAUAGUAAGCAUGCUCAGAGAAAGUUCAGCAAUGAGCUGAAGUACUUGAGCGAUGAUGAUAAACAGGAUAUCUUGAAGAAUAAAGCCCAAGCCCAAGGAUCUCAUCCACGAAAUCGUAUGAAUGGUUCCUUUAAUGAUAGCGAUGGUCCCAUAAACUGCAAGGAGGGUUCCCCGGUUGCAGGUUGGAGCAGCAGGAGAGAGGAUAAUUCUAAUUCAUCUUGCACUGAAGGUUCAAUUCAGGGUUCUUCGAAGCUCAAUCCAAAUCCUCAAAAAGAUAGCAUCAAAGCUUCUUUUAGGGGUAAAUCAGUAAGAACAUUCAGAACGGAUGGGAAAACAAUGGGGAGGGAGAAAAUUGAACAGACUCGUAAAGGCAACACCACUGGGCCAGUACAACAUAAGCACGAUCAUCUCGGACCGUCUUAUCCAAUGAAAGCAAAGGAAUUACAUGCACUUGGCGAUGAGUUUGUCUUUCUGAAUGAAGAUGCUGUUGGAAGAUCAUCGGAUGCGGCAAGGACAAACUCUUCGAACUACCAGAUGCAUGACGAGAAAAAGUUUCAGGAUAUGGAGUCAAUCAACUCCAAGGAGGAGGUUGUGGAGUUGCAAGCAAAGUCCAAGCCUUAUGCAGGGGAUGAUAUUGAUGGCGUUAGCGAUGUAGGGACAGAAGCUGAUGAGGUUGAUAGAAAGGCUGGUGAAUUUAUAGCUAAGUUCCGGGAACAAAUCAGGCUUCAGAAAACGGCAUCUAUUGAUUCGUCAAGUGUUCUAGAUUUCAUGGAAGACCAUUAUCAAUGAUGAAUCAGGAAAAGUCGAGGCAUGCUUAUGGAAUUCUGCCAAGACAUUGGUAGCAUCAGUAAAAUUCCUUUUUCCCCCUUUUUGAGGUGAAUAACUGGUGGCAGAUGUUCGGCUAAUUUUUUUAUUUAUUUGUUUAUACUUGAAGAAAUUCUACACCCUGCUGUUUGUAACCUGUUAUAUGCUGGAGUUCUAUGGGAGGAACAGUCGAAUAUUCAGAGUAAUUUACGGUCAGCAGCAAUUUCAGGCCUUGGAAAUAUCCAACAUUGGAGAUUUCCGGAUCAGGAUUAUGAUUGCAGUUCAUCAUCACUAGAAUGCAUAUAAUCGUGUACAAACUUAUUCGAGUAUUGAGCAUUGGCAUGUCAACUUCAUUCCUGCAUUAUCGUUUGGUAGUUCAUUACCAUUGGAUGAUGGGAUAUUGAUUUAUAUCCGAUGUUUUAGUGUUUGUUGUAC
Molecule: messenger RNA, 2629 nt
Organism: Punica granatum (pomegranate)
Lineage: Eukaryota; Viridiplantae; Streptophyta; Magnoliopsida; Myrtales; Lythraceae
Source: RefSeq, a predicted model, not a curated record